CAGAAACACACUCCCCCUGACACCAUGAGCUACUACGGCAGCUACUACGGAGGCCGCGGCUACGGCUGGGGCGGCUUCGGGGGCCUGGGCUGUGGCUAUGGCUCCGGCUGGGGCUGGGGCGGCCUUGGGGGCCUGGGCUGUGGCUAUGGCUACAGAGGCUAUGGCUGUGGCUGCUGGCGCCCGUCCUGCUGGGGGGGAUACGGAUACUCUGGCUUCUACUGAAAUCCUGCCCAGCAGCUCAGCAUCUGAGGCCGUGAAAGGGGGACACAAAUGUGACUGCUGUGGCUGGACCAGGACCCGCUAAGGUCCAAGCAUCAGGGACAUGACUAGGAAUGUUGAUCACCUC
This is a messenger RNA of Myotis myotis, 346 nucleotides long. Its product is annotated as keratin-associated protein 19-3-like. The record is from RefSeq and is a predicted model, not a curated record. NCBI's taxonomy places the organism in Eukaryota, Metazoa, Chordata, Mammalia, Chiroptera, Vespertilionidae. The coding region runs from base 25 to 222 and encodes 65 amino acids. The transcript has a single exon.